GAUCUGUGAUCGUUGUUUAUUAUGCCGUUUGCGGGAUUUCUCUAGUUUCGUUUUUUGGUUUGGUGCAAAUAUUUAUAUCUAGCGAAUGUGAUAAAACUUCUGUUCGUAAUGUCUUCGGAAAUUGAACACAUGGACUGUAGCCAAGAUGAUUUCUAUAAAAAUGCUCAAGAAUACUGGGCAGAAAUACCACCAACUGUUGAUGGAAUGUUAGGAGGAUUUUCUUCUAUAUCUGAGAAAGAUAUCAAAGGUUCUAAACUUCUUCUCAGACAGUUAUUUCGACUGAAUAAACCUCCAGGCAAUAAAUAUGCCCUAGACUGUGGUGCUGGAAUUGGUCGAGUAACCAAGCAUUUACUGAUAGAUUUAUUUGAAAAUGUUGACCUAGUGGAACAGAACAGUAAUUUCAUAGCUAAAGCUAAAGCUUACAUUGGAACUGAAGGAACAGGAAGAUUAUGUAAUUUAUAUUCUACUGGUCUGCAAUCUUUCAAACCCGAUCCAGGAAAAUAUGAUGUUAUUUGGAUGCAGUGGGUUCUUGGUCACUUGACAGAUUCCGAUUUGGUUGAAUGUUUCAACAAUUGCAAGGCAGCAUUGAAACCAGAUGGAGUUAUAAUAGUGAAAGAAAAUAUAACAUCUAGUGGUACUAUAGAAAUGGAUAAAAAUGAUUCUUCUUUUACUAGGCCUAUAUCUUUACUAAAGAAGUUAUUUGAUGAAGCUGGUUUGAACUGUUUCAAACAACACAAACAGCAUGACUUUCCCAAAUGCCUAUACCCUGUUUACAUGUUUGUUCUAAGACCUAAAAGUGAAGGUUUGGAUAAAGACGAAACUGAGCCUCCAAACAAAGUCAUAAGAAAUAAUGAAGUUGAAGAACUUGUUUGCCUAACAUCCAAAAGUGGUUCUUCAGAAGUUGGAUCAAAAGAAAAUGGACAACCACAUGAAUCGGAGAACAACUGAAUCAGAAAAAGCCUCAACAUACUGUGAUCAUUGUUAGUCAGUUUUAAAAUGUGAUUUUUAAGAUUAAAUUCCAGUGUUUAUAAUAAAA
Coccinella septempunctata (seven-spotted ladybird) is the source of this 1036-nucleotide messenger RNA. RefSeq names its product N-terminal Xaa-Pro-Lys N-methyltransferase 1. Lineage: Eukaryota; Metazoa; Arthropoda; Insecta; Coleoptera; Coccinellidae. Gene Ontology annotation, cellular component: cytoplasm. The transcript is spliced from 2 exons. The coding region runs from base 109 to 948 and encodes 279 amino acids. The record is from RefSeq and is a predicted model, not a curated record. Gene Ontology annotation, biological process: N-terminal protein amino acid methylation. Gene Ontology annotation, molecular function: N-terminal protein N-methyltransferase activity.